AUGCCUGCGAAAGAUUCAAAGCUUGAUCCCGUAUGGGAUGAUCUGGACAGAACCCUGGGUCAACUGUUUAUGAUGGGCUUUGAUGGCACCACUGUAACACCACAGAUCAAAACCCUAAUUGAGAAACACCACCUUGGUUCCAUCCUACUGACUGCAAAAAACUUGAGAUCCGCCGAAGAUACGACGAGACUAGUCUACGAGCUCCAGAAGAUAGCACACGAUGCUGGUCAUCCAGUCCCACUUGCUAUCGGAGUCGAUCAAGAGAAUGGAGGAGUGAACAGUCUCUACGAUGAAAUCUACAUUCGCCAAUACCCGAGUGCCAUGGGAAUGGCUGCUACCGGGUCUACUGAACUUGUCUUUGAAGUAGCCAAGGCCACUGCCGAGGAGAUAGCCUCGUGUGGAAUCAAUUGGAUAUUUGGUCCUUGCUUGGAUGUCCUGACGAAUGCUCGCAAUCAGCCACUAGGCGUUCGAACAACGGGUGAUGACCCUCAAGAGGUUUCAGCUUACGGGGUCGCGUUCAUGAAAGGGUAUAAAGAAGCUGGACUUGCUACACUUGGCAAGCACUUUCCAUCCUACGGCAAUCUGGAGUUCUUGGGAUCUGCGUUGGACGUUCCAAUCAUUACGGAAUCACUCGAGCAGCUUAGUCUCAGUGCGCUCGUACCUUUCAAGAAUGCUAUUGCACAGGGUCUUGACUCUGUCAUGGUCGGAGGAUGCGCGAUGUCGUCAGCUGGUUUGAAUGUCAUGCAUGCCUGCUUGUCUGACCAAGUUGUUGACGAUCUGCUGAGAAGAGAUUUGAAGUUCAACGGUGUAGUGGUCUCCGAGUGUCUAGAGAUGGAGGCAUUGAGCCACAACAUAGGUGUAGGUGGCGGCACUGUCAUGGCUGUAAACGCCGGCUGUGACAUCGUGCUCCUCUGUCGCUCUUUUACUGUGCAACAAGAGGCCAUUGCCGGGCUGAAGCUUGGCAUUGAGAAUGCUAUGAUCUCAAGAGACAGAAUUCAGCAGUCGCUACGUCGGGUGCUGACGAUGAAGUCGAAAUGCACCUCAUGGGAAAAGGCGUUGAAUCCACCUGGAAUCGAGCAUCUCGCAAACCUACAGCCCACACAUACAUCACUAUCAACGAAAGCCUACAAUAAUUCAAUCACGGUGGUGCGAGACAAGAGUAGACUUCUUCCAUUAACCAACAUUCUCGAACCAGAGGAGGAACUUUUACUUCUUACACCACUCGUCAAGCCGUUGGCGGCUUCUGCAGCAUCGCGGGCGCUCUCUGACACUGUCACAUCAGGCUCACCCGAGCCAGCAGUAUGGGAGAGAAGUGCGUCAGUGAUGAGUGGAGAAAGAGUUUUUCGCGAGCUAGGGAGGUCUCUAGCUCGGCAGCGCAACGGUCGAGUCCUGCAUACGUCCUACACAGCAAACGGCGUGCGCCCAGUUCAUGAAAACCUUAUUAGUCGAGCGAGCGCUGUAGUAAUCCUUACGGCGGAUGCGAACCGGAACCUGUACCAGCAUGGCUUCACCAAGCACGUAUCGAUGAUAUGCAACAUGCAGUACACGACUGGUGGUGAGAAACGAGAGAAGCCACUCAUCGUUGUCUCAGUCAGUUCGCCUUAUGACUUUGCCAUGGAUCCGUCUAUACCGACGUACAUCUGCACGUACGAUUUUACGGAAACUGCGCUUAACUCUCUGGUGAAGGUGCUGUACGGAGACAUAAAUCCCGCUGGGAAUCUACCUGGGACGAUAAGUCAAAGUCAGAAGCUACACCAGUCACGUCAUCACUGGCUUGUCGAGAAUUUCAACGAGGAGCGUGAUGCGAACGCGUUGGAUGCGUUGAUCAAGACAGUCACUGAAGGCAGUUCGCCCAACCAGCGCUCGGAGCUUUCCAGCGCCUCAUCCAAUUCUUUCCUUCUCAAUCACGCAGAAGUGACCGAAGCCCAUUUCGUGGUACGGAAUAGCAGCACACAAGCAUUGUACGGGUUUUGCUCGACAUACUUUUUCAAGACGACCGGGACAGGCGCAAUUGGGGCAUUGUUUGUGGAUCCUGCACGGAGAAAGCUCUCUAUCGGCCAUUCACUCCACAACAGAGCGAUCCGUACCCUACUCCAGCACGAGGGUAUCAAGAGGUUCCAGAUAGGAACACGACUGCCAAGCAUUUUCCUUGGUAUACCUACCGGACACAGCGCCGAGAGAAAGAGACUGAGAUCCUGGUUCUCCAACAUGGGAUGGAACACAGCACUGUCAAGACCGGUCUGUACGAUGGUCGCCCGUAACCUCGGAACUUGGAGUCCUCCAGAAGGCAUGGCCAAGAGUCUGGCAAGUGCAGGUGCUGAAUUUGACCUGGUGUACGGAUGGGAGUACGCCGGACCAGUUUUGGACCACAUCAAAACCAAUAAUAGACAGGGGCUUGCGGAGGUAUACAAGCUCGCGCUCCAAGAUUCGUCGGCGGCAGGCAUUAUACGGGCUAAGAGGGCAGAAGACGGAGCGAUUGUCGGCACAGUCGUGCUCUACUUUGCACAGUCCAGAAUGUCAGAGUUCGUACCGGCGAUGAAAGACCUUGAUGAGCCUACAGGUGGGAUUUCGUCACCGGUGAUAUCGCCAGCGGUGGGAGAGUACUCGACGUUGAUGCAAGGGCUCAUCCUGCUGGGCAUGAGGCAGAUCAAGGGCCAAGGAGCCACUGCAUGUGUUCUUGACUAUAUGGACGGAGACGGCAACUUUGACGGACUCUCGGCAAUGGGCUUCGACGUCCUGCACAACUUUGAAGAGGUGAGCUGCGACGCAGCAACAUGGACAAUGGUUCCCCCAUCGUGA
This is a messenger RNA of Pseudovirgaria hyperparasitica, 2799 nucleotides long. RefSeq names its product glycoside hydrolase. NCBI's taxonomy places the organism in Eukaryota, Fungi, Ascomycota, Dothideomycetes, Acrospermales, Acrospermaceae. Gene Ontology annotation, biological process: peptidoglycan turnover; carbohydrate metabolic process. The coding region runs from base 1 to 2799 and encodes 932 amino acids. The record is from RefSeq and is a predicted model, not a curated record. The transcript is spliced from 5 exons. Gene Ontology annotation, molecular function: hydrolase activity, hydrolyzing O-glycosyl compounds; acyltransferase activity, transferring groups other than amino-acyl groups.